CAGUAGCGAAAUCUUGAACUUUAGAGCCUCGAGAUGUCCUGGCUAACAGACACAAUCGGCAAAGUCCGGGAGCAGGGGAGCUCAUUGGUCUCAGCAGCUAAGCAGGUCAGGAGUAGACUCUCCUCGGAGCACGGGGAUGCAGAUGCACACUUGGAGUCAAAGGUGCUUUCAGCUGUGGCAGCAGGGCCAGGUGCAGCGGAACAACUGUGCCAGGCAUGGUCGAGGCAGCUCAACACUGCGGCCAGCGUUUCCGGCAGCAUCGCAAAUGACGCAUUUUGGCAAACUUUGUUGCGCAGCCGAGCAGCUGAGUUGAUGCUGCAGGGUCACAGUGCUCAUCAUGCUAGUCCAGCCAGCCCCUACGAUGGCAGUGCUCUUCGAUUGCUGAUUGCGCGUGUGCUUCCCGACGAUCAUGCAGCGCUUGGUCAGGAGAUGGUGACCUUGAUCACAGGCGAACGUGGAGACCUUGCCAGCGAUGACCACACCAGAUUUGCUUCAGAACUGCUAUCCAGCACCAAGGUAGAUUGGCGUUCAGAGGCCUAUUUGGCAGAAAGAUUGGAGCUCAUAAAGGCCGCCGAGAAACAGUCUCAGGAUUUGCAGAAGUUGGGCAUCAGGGCCGGGGAGCCUUUAGACAGGCCAGCCCAACGUGUUCAGAUAUCUUCGCAACUACUAGGAAACUAUGAGGAGUUAAGUCAAAGCUUGGAGGAGGCCGCCAAGCAUUGUGUCUCCACCGCCGAGGCCCGCAAGCAAAGCUUGACCAUGCUUUUGGAUGGUGUAGAGGCAUACGCGACAUCGCUGGAAGGGGAAGCUGUUGGGCACAAACAAAAGUCCUUGCAAGCGAAUCUUCGCCAAUCACACGAUUCGCUUUCACAAGAGCUGGCGAAGAUAGAUGAGCAAAGAGAGUCAGCAGAUCGCAAGAUUGAGUCACUAGAAACCCAAAAGCUGCAUAUUCGUCAGAAGCUGCAGAGCGUAGAUGACAAGCUGCAUGCUGCGCGAGAAGUGCAGCGUUCAUGCUUCGCAGAACGAGAUGCUUGCAGAAAAGCAGUGGCUGACAUCGAGGGGCAAUUUCGAUUGCAGCUUCGGGAGGCGGAAGAAGAAGGACUCCUGGCUACAAAAGAGCAUGAGGCUGCCAAGAAGGUGAGAGAGAUGGCAGCACAGGCAGAAUCUUUAUCAUCACAAGCCCUUGCUGCAGCAGUAGAUGAGCUCAAGACAAAAACUGUACAAUUUGACAGUCAUCUCUUGACUGUUUUGAUGGAUCAUGUAAGCCAAGAGGAAAGGAGAAUCGAGCAGCUCGGACAUGAAGCUGAGCAUUGUUUGCAGAUUGUUCAAAAGCACAAGGCUGAAAUUCAGAUGCUGAAUGUCAUGGACCGGCCAGCACAUACUGUCCUUGACUCUUUGGAACACAAGCGCCUACGCCAGACUGCUGUUGCGGCAGACACAGCUUUGAAAGCUUGUGCAGCCUUUGUCCGUGACUUUGGUCCAUUUCUCGAGAAGAAUGUUGAGGCGCAAGCUCGACUCAAGAAACUUGAAUCAGACCAUGCACAAGUGUUGCGCAAGUUGGCUCCCUGUCGUGAGUUUUUGGGAGUUCAAUCCGAGGCAUCGCAAAUGAGAGGAUCCACCCCAACACCAUCCAUUCCAGCAGGGACACUGGACAUUCCACGACCUGUUUCACAGCUUCAAGCAACUUCUGCAUCGCAGGCCAUGAACAACUGCAUGCCCGAACCCUCUCAUACACCACCAUUGUUGGAAGACCCGCAGCUAGAGCUGCGACAGCCAGGGCUGCAGCAAGAUCUGCAGAUCAUGCCGCGCAGAGACCAGCAACAGCAAUCGCAGGAGCCAGUGGAUCACAAGCAGGAUCCAUCCAAGCCACAAGGCUACCCACAGCCACGAGUACAACCCCAAGAGACCUCGCAAACACAACAGCUGCACCAGCAGCAAAUGCAACAAGAGCAGCACCAGUACCAACAACAGCAACAUCAGCAACCACAACAGCAACAAUACCACCCGCAAUCUUUGAGCAUUGAAGCCAAGCAAGCCGAAAAAACCUAGGAACAUGCAGCCGGAGCAGCAACAUACAACGAAGUUGGUUUCCCCACAGUGAUCCAAUGUUUGUUCUAGCUGGAGGAAGCUCGUCCAAAAGCUGCUCGAUAUCAGGUCCUUUGCUGACGAUUGUGAAGUGUCUCUCAAAGUGUCGAGGCAACUCGAAUGUGGAAAGAUCUUUGCCGAUUUGAGAAGACUCACUCAAGUGAGUCACUUAUUGGUGACUCUACUUUGGAUCACUCAGUUCUGGGCAUCACUUCAGUGUCGCAGUUCAUUUGGAGCGACAGGGACUCGGGACAUGGACGGCAGUUGGACGCGAUUAUGGUCUUGCGGGUGUCAUUAAGGUGUCACACAUGUGAUUAGGUCUCAAGCACAAGAAGUGCAGGCCGCAACACAUGAUUGUCUCGAAUUCAGCGUGUGGAGCUUGCACAUCAUGUUUUAUCGAAGCAAAAAGGCAUGAGGCAGGUCCGCUAGAGUUUACUGUGCUUUCUACGGUGAACAACAGUAUUUCUGUCAGAGCUAGUUGCAGGUCAUCCAUUUCCAAUUUCGUUGUCC
Messenger RNA from Durusdinium trenchii, 2592 nucleotides. The record is from the annotation of a GenBank genome assembly. Lineage: Eukaryota; Dinophyceae; Suessiales; Symbiodiniaceae.